Molecule: messenger RNA, 459 nt
Organism: Theobroma cacao (cacao)
Lineage: Eukaryota; Viridiplantae; Streptophyta; Magnoliopsida; Malvales; Malvaceae
Source: RefSeq, a predicted model, not a curated record
AUGGCUUCAACAAUGUGUAAUAUCUUCUUCUUCUCUCUUUCCUGUCCAAAACUUACCUCUCACAAUCACAAACCCAUCGUUUCCCUUCCAUACUCCAACUCCUUCAACCCAAUUUCCAGCCCGAAAGUUGCACGUGCGUCGGCGGUGCCACCAAAGCGAGCAUAUCGGGUUUUGGCUUGUGAUUCUACAAUGGACCCGCAUGAAAAUAUGAAAAAUUCGAACUCGGAUGCAACUAUUGACAUAAAACUGCCAAGAAGAAGUUUGUUAGUUCAGUUCACUUGUGGCGAAUGUGGUGAAAGAACAGAAAGACUCAUAAACCGCUUGGCAUAUGAACGGGGACUUGUUUAUGUACAGGCUAGUAUAAUACUGGUUCCUGUUAUGGUGCUUAGUGUGUUUGGCAUGCCAUUAUUUCAUCCCAUAGUUGUUUUAUUCUUUAACAUGACUGUUAGCAACACCUGA